GUGAUUUUUUAUCAACAGAGGCAAGCGACACAGACGGAGGACCCGAAGGGGGAAACGUAAACCCCAAAAAAAGAGCACCCAGACAUCGGGCACCCACCUCCACCUACCGCAAGAAAUACAGAUAGAUGCAAUAAACACCACGGGGGUGGCGACAGCAGUGGAAGGGGAUGGGGGCUUUGAUGUUCAGGGGGACCAGGACCAACAAGAACAAUUACAGAUUCUGAAUCUUUCUUCACACAGACUCACCGAUUCAGAAAUGUCAGUAUUGAGUAGAGGACUAACUUUCUCACCAAUGAGGAAACUGGACAAAUUUGAUUUCAUUAAGGAUACCUAUUUGUUUUGCAGAAAAAUAGUAUUGAAGCUGCUACAUGAUAAGCCUAUGAUGUCGUCAAGUCUGGAACGAGAUGAUCGAGAGAUAUUGCGUGACCUCAUGGACCUUUUGGAGGAGAACCAAACAGGGAGGAACUUGACCAGAGAGGAACAGCAAGCGAUAAAUGAUUUGAAGAAUAACAAGGACUUCCUGAUUAAGGAAGCUGAUAAAGGCGGAAACGUUGUCCUGUGGCCCUUAGACAAAUAUAUCUGUGAGGCAUUGAGACAGCUGAAUGACCGGAACUAUUAUCAACAAUUACCAUCAGACCCAACGGACUACUUCCAAAGGAGGUUCACACACAUUCUUGACUCAGCCCUGGAAUACGGAGUAAUUUCCAAAAAGGAACUUGAAUACCUGCAGGUAAAAGAGCCACGCAUUGCAACAUUCUAUAUGCUCCCUAAGGUACACAAAAACAGGGAAAAUCCACCUGGAAGACCAAUUAUUUCAGGGAUAGGAAGCCUAUGUGAAAGAGCUACUACCUACAUUGAUUUUUCUCUGCAGCCCCUGGUAACAGCACUACCAUCAUAUUUGAGAGAUUCUCUACACCUGAUGCAAAUGAUUAAGGACAUACAAAUCCCGAAAGGAACAUUAUUAGUUACAUGUGACGUAGAAUCACUGUACUCCAAUAUCGGACACCAAGAUGGCAUCUGUGCAAUUACAUACUAUUUGGAACAACAGGUAAACCGGGACAUACAGUUUGAUUCUUUUUUGAUUACGCUUCUGGAUUUUGUUCUACAUCAUAAUUUCUUUACCUUUGACAACAAAUUUUUUUUACAGAUAUCAGGCACGGCGAUGGGCGCACGUUGUGCCCCCUCCUAUGCCAACCUUUUUAUGGGUUGGUGGGAGGGGACACACGUGUACCCAUCGCCCUAUUUUCAUCAUGUACUCAAAUGGUUUAGGUUCAUAGAUGAUAUUUUGUUUCUUUGGACAGGUACACAGGAAGAAUGUUUGGAAUUUAUUUCUUUUCUUAAUCAGAACAACGUCAAUGUAAGACUGACGCACACUAUCUCCCCUUGGGCAGUGGAAUUUCUGGAUCUUCGAAUAGAGACACACCUUGAGGGGGAUCCCUACCGGACAAUUUCUGCGUGUGAGAAGAAACUGUAGCCGACCCCAAGAUUUCAAAGUACAGGCUUUGGACCUUACUAACAGAUUCAAAAAGAGGGGAUACCCGAAAAGUAUUAUAUCCCAGGCCUACCAAAGGGCUAAUGGCAUUGAGAGAAGAGCACUCCUUGAGGGGACUUCUAAAAGACUGGAGGAUAACACUAUAAGAUUCGUGGCCACAUAUAACAACCAGUGGCAGGACAUCAGGAAGAUAUUAGGU
Messenger RNA from Hyla sarda, 1691 nucleotides. RefSeq lists its product as uncharacterized. The transcript has 3 exons. Lineage: Eukaryota; Metazoa; Chordata; Amphibia; Anura; Hylidae. The record is from RefSeq and is a predicted model, not a curated record. The coding region runs from base 257 to 1474 and encodes 405 amino acids.